AUGGCUCUCAGAUAUCUCGUACCGGCCUUGGCCGUAGUGGGCUCGGCAGCUGCCGCCUGCAGUGGAACCUCGACCAUCUCCAGCUCCGCCGACGCGGCCGCCCUCUCGACAUGCUCCACCUUCUCCGGCGACAUUGCGAUUGCCACGAGCAACGGGGAUGACAUUGCGCUGGACGGCAUCAAGAGGAUAACGGGUAGCCUGAGCGUGCGGAAGAACAACAAGAUGUCGUCCCUCUCCGCGGACAGCCUCUCUCAGAUCGACGACUCGUUCGAGAUCCAAGACGCUACGCUUCUUUCGACCCUCAACUUCCCAUCCCUGACCGCCGUCGACACCGUUAGCUGGAUUGGUCUACCCCAGCUCGGCAGCCUGUCGUUCACCGCGGGUCUGUCGCAGGUCUCCUCGAUGGACAUUGAGAACACCGUGCUCGCAACGCUUGACGGCAUCAACCUCGUGGAAGUCGACACUCUGAUCGUGGUCAACAACAACUUCCUCAACGACAUCACCAUGCAGCUGGGCAACGUUAGCACCGCCCUGACUCUUUCUGCCAAUGGUCAAGAUGUCAGAGCCGAAUUCCCCAACCUCGAAUGGGCGACCAACAUGACCCUCUCCAACUGCUCUUCCAUCAACAUUCAAUCUCUCGCUACGGUUAACGGUUCGCUUGGUUUCUACAGCAACUUCAUGGACGGUAUUAUGGCGCCCAACCUCACUUCGGUCGGUGAGAGCUUGGCUUUUGUGAGCAACGAGAUGCUCACUAACAUUUCUGCUCCCUCUUUGAGGACAGUGGGUGGCGGUCUCAUCGUCUCCAACAACACAGAUCUGGUGCAGAUCAACGGCUUCCCACGCCUUCAGACCGUUGGCGGUGCUGUGGAUUGCAAUGGCAACUUUAAGAAUGUUAUGCUGCCAUCCCUCCAGCAAGUCAAGGGCGCCUUCAACCUCCAGUCGAAGCGCGACAUCGGGUCGUCCUGCUCGCGAUUUCAGAAGCUUGCCGGUAGUUCUGCGCCCAUCAGAGGCAAGUACACGUGCAAGAGCGGCACUGCAAACCCGAAGGGCGUGGAUAGCACCCGCGGCGGCGGCAGCAGCACCAGCAGCGGCGGCGGUUCCGGCACCUCCAGCAGCCCAGCCAACCCGAUGUACAUCUCCGGCGCGACUGGUCUGAUGGGUGUGGUGGCAGCCAUCUUUGGCAUGCUUUAA
This is a messenger RNA of Saxophila tyrrhenica, 1191 nucleotides long. RefSeq names its product cell wall protein Ecm33. NCBI's taxonomy places the organism in Eukaryota, Fungi, Ascomycota, Dothideomycetes, Mycosphaerellales, Extremaceae. Gene Ontology annotation, biological process: fungal-type cell wall organization. Gene Ontology annotation, cellular component: fungal-type cell wall; plasma membrane. The transcript has 3 exons. The coding region runs from base 1 to 1191 and encodes 396 amino acids. The record is from RefSeq and is a predicted model, not a curated record.